This is a messenger RNA of Biomphalaria glabrata, 6377 nucleotides long. RefSeq lists its product as uncharacterized. Gene Ontology annotation, biological process: carbohydrate metabolic process; glycosaminoglycan metabolic process; ganglioside catabolic process. Gene Ontology annotation, molecular function: polysaccharide binding; beta-N-acetylhexosaminidase activity. The coding region runs from base 166 to 5424 and encodes 1752 amino acids. Gene Ontology annotation, cellular component: membrane. The transcript is spliced from 34 exons. NCBI's taxonomy places the organism in Eukaryota, Metazoa, Mollusca, Gastropoda, Planorbidae. The record is from RefSeq and is a predicted model, not a curated record.
GUGGUGGCUGUUAUUAUCCUGGUGGGAGCGAGGUAGGGGUUGAAAAUGGUCCGUUUUUUUUUUCCCCUUCGUGUAGUGCCAAACUUAAGGUCAGUUCGAAAAGCGGGGGGCAGCUGAACCAAGAGGUUUGUUAUUGUCACCAGGAUCUUGUGUUUCUAGACAACUAUGAACGUAAUUGGACUAAUUCUAGUAUUGGUUGUCUCCAGUCAUACAGAGGCGCAAACUUUCACCCAGGAUGCCCUGAACAGCAUCGCCAACGGGUUAAAGGUCAAAUGGACGGUGCGGACGAAUACCAAGGAGGUCGAGCGCUUCGAAGCAGAAGUGACCUUGGAAAACGGAGCCAGCACAGAGGUUCUAAGUUACGGCCCUUGGAAGAUCUACUUCUUCUGCAUAUUUAUGAUCGAGCCCGACUUGCUUGGGAACAGGGGCAACAAGGGCGCGGAGCUUGUAGGUCAAGGAGUGAAGGUCACGCACGUGCAGGGCAGCUUUUUCUAUUUGGAGCCGACGGAAAGUUUUCUACCCCUACCUCCAGGUAGUGUGAGGACAAUUAUUUUCAAGGUUAGAUUUUGGUCAGUAGCUAGGACAGACGCCAUGCACAACUGGUACAUUGAGUAUCCAGGUCUGGAGCCUGUGGUUAUCGCAAGCACCCAGGGGGAGGACCUGGCCUUCGUUUCAGAGAGGACGUCCCCGGCGCAGUGGAAGCGUUAUGACUUUGAUGAAUACAACCCAUUUACUGCUCAGGAACGCUACGACAGAAACUACAUCCCUAACCCAAAUGACCAGUCGGAACUUCGCCUGGUACCUAAACCGCUCAGCGUCAAGAUGGAUGCGAAGGACAAUCUAAAAUAUCUGACCAUUGACCCCAGCUGGUACAUCAGUUACACUGGAGCUCUCAGUGACGAAGUGGAGUACUUACGAGAUUAUCUAAAUCUCAACCCUAAUAACGUGCUGCCGUCCAGCAACAGGCCAGGUCAGAAGGUGAUCUAUAUGAGAGUCGGCAUAGUGGACAUGCCCGCCGGAGCUAGCGGUAAACCCGACGCUUACAGCGUUGAGGUCAACGUGACGACUCAGAGGAUAACUGUGUUGGGAAACAGUGCUUCCGGAGUAUUUUACGCAGUUGCAUCCCUUAUUGCUUUGAUGAGUGAAGACAAUGAGAUUCCUGAAAUAAAAGUUAUUGACAGUCCGAGAUUCUCCUACAGAGGAUUAAUGCUGGACAUAGCCAGAAAUUUUCACCCUAAGGAAGAGAUACUGGAAAUAAUAGAACUGAUGUCUAUGUACAAAUUGAACAAACUUCAUCUACACCUGACUGAUGACGAGGGGUGGAGGCUGGAGAUCAAAUAUUUACCAGAACUCGUGGAAGUUGGGUCACAGCGAUGUCACGACUUGAAUGAAACUCAGUGUCUGCUGCCCCAACUGGGCUCUGGCCCAGACAACACUACAACAUUUGCUUCCGGUUACCUGACGGCCGAAGAUUACCUGGAGAUUCUGGAUCGGGCACGACAACGUCAUGUGACCGUCAUUCCGGAAAUAGAUAUGCCGGGACAUUCGAGAGCAGCCAUAAAAUCAAUGAAGGCUCGAAAGGAGAAACUGGCGGCCCUGGGUCAAGAGGAAUUAGGACUUCGAACCUAUCUAACAGAAGAUAACGACACCUCCCUUUAUGUUACGCCCCAGGUCUAUUCCGACAACGCCAUCAACCCAUGCCUGGAGGAGACGUACAUUUUUAUCAGCAUAGUUCUCGAGGAGCUGAUUUCAUUGCACAGGCAGGGGCGUCAACCAUUAAACACGUUUCACUUUGGAGGCGAUGAAGUUGGGGCAGGGGCGUGGGUCAACUCCACGGAGUGUAACAAUUUAAGAGUUGCUGGACAACUGCUGGGAGGAUCACCGAAAGCCCAUUUCUUCCAGAGACUGUCCAGUCUGGCCAUUGCUAAAAAUGUUUCGCUCGCUGCCUGGGAAGACGGUUUAAUUCAAGUAGGAAAUGAGCCUUUCAAUCUGUCAACCUUACCUGUCAAAGAUGUGCAUGCCUAUACCUGGGACAAUGUGUGGGAGUGGGGCACCACCUCCAGGACUUACACGCUAGCUAACAGGGGAUUCAAGGUAGUCAUGGCUCAUGCCAGCCACCUGUACUUUGACCAUCCUUACGAACCCGAUCCUGAAGAAAGGGGCUACUACUGGGCAACACGUUUUACAGACACAAAGAAGACAUUUUUAUAUAACGCUGUUCGUUACUAUGACAACCUGCAGACACGCAGAUCUGGGCAACCAAUAGCAGACGACGAAUUGUGCGGUUCGGACGGGCUGAGUUGUCCCCCUCUUAACAACCCAAACAACAUCGUUGGUUUGGAGGGCACCUUGUUUAGUGAGACAACCAGAACAAAAGAGCACCUCCAUAACAAACUGUUUCCUCGCCUGCUCGCGUUGGCUGAAAGGGCCUGGCACGAGGCUCCAUGGGAGAGCUUGCCCAAAGGCGCCGAGAGGGAGGCCAUGACGCAAGAAGACUGGUACUCCUUCGCAAGAGCUCUGGGUCACAGGGAACUGAAACGAUUGGAUAAGCUUGGUGUGAUGUACACCAUACCGCCCCCUGGUGCCAGGGUCGACCACGGAUUUCUUCUGACCACGCCCCUUUUUCCUGGUCUCCGUGUCCACUACAGUUACAAUGCCGGAGCUACGUGGAUGGACGCCUCAGGCCCCACGGUCAACGUUGGUGAUUAUCAAUAUCAAAUAUGGCUUAGGACUGCAAGUGCCGAUGGAAAAAGACAAAGUCGAAUGAUUAACUUAAGUCCAAUCCCUCCACUGCCAGCUGUCACUCAAGCAACCAUCGACUACAUAAGUCAGUACCUUGUGGUCAACUUCACAGUAGUGGACAAUUACUUGACCUAUGGUGAGCAGUACUACGUGGUCAAUGUCCAGCUAAGUAACAAUGGUAACAGGAGCAUACCAGCUGGCAACUGGCGCAUCUACUUUAACUCAGUGAAUUCGGUGGAAGCCGAGUUCCUGGAAGAAGGCUACAACUACCUGGACGUCAAGUUAAAGAUGACCAUUGACCACGUGAAUGGUUAUCUGUACAGUCUGGGUCCAGCUCCUCUGUUUCCUGGCCUGGACAGAUGGGAGAAUCUCAACUUUACAUUUAGGAUAGCCAACUGGUGCGCUUCACGUUACGAAUCUAUGCCCAGAUGGUACGUGAGCGCCCCGGGAAUGAGUGCACGUGACCUGGUGAGCACUGAAGGAGAGCUCAUAGACUACGUCACUCCGUUCACCAAGAAAGAGCAGUGGCAGAGAUUUGCUAAAGAUCAGUUUGUCCCAUGGACUCCUGGAGUCCGAUACGACAGAAACGUUGACCGUGACUUAGCCCCGCUGCCUGCCUCACUAAUCAUCCCUACGCCUGUCAGUUUCAAAAGUCUGGACAUUGGUCGUUUCAAGCUCAUGGACGAUCUGGUGACCAUCGUGUACGCGGAUUUAACGCUCAAAGACGUGGCGGAUUAUCUCAAAGAGAUGUUGACUAAGUUAGUGCCAGGCAUACGACUGACGGUCAGUUCCAGUACUCCUGAAUCAGACUUGAUUCUCUUACACCUCGGUGAAGUGGCCGGCAAUAACGCUAGCGACGAGAUAUAUAAGGUGAUAGUCAGUGGCAAAACUGUGGACAUUAGUGGGAAGACCAUCAAGGGAGUUUUCUACGGAGCAAUUUCUUUGAUUCACCUGGCCUUCAAGACAUCACCAGCGGGGUCUAUACCUCACUGUGAGAUUAUCGACUGGCCCAGGUUUCCUUACAGAGGUCAGCACGUGGACACUGGGCGAAAUUUUCAGCCGAAAGAAACAAUUCUGAAACUCUUGGAAGUUAUGUCCCUUUACAAGUUAAAUAAGCUACAUUUUCACCUGUCUGAUGAUGAAGGUUGGAGGCUGGAGAUACCAGGACUAGAAGAGCUCACUAUGAUUAGUUCCAGACGAUGCCAUGACCCGGAAGAGAGGGAGUGUGUCAUGUCUACAUUGGGCUCUGGGGCUGGAGUGGACAACAGUGGAACUGGCUACUACACAAUUCAAGAUUACAAGGAAAUUUUGCACUAUGCCAAUGUUCGACAAAUUGAGGUCAUUCCAGAGUUUGACAUGCCAGGACACGCCCACGCCGCCAUUGUGGCCAUGAAAAAUAGACAAAGAAAAUUUUCAGAUAUAGGUAACAACACUGAGUCCAAGUGGUACAGUCUGCAUGAUGAGCAGGACUACUCUCGUUAUUUCUCUGUGCAGACCUACACGGACAAUGCGGUCAACCCGUGCAUGGAGAGUACAUACAGAUUCAUAGAGCAUGUGUUCAAUCAAGUGAAAGACAUCCAUCAGUCUAUUCAACCUCUUGGUGUAUAUCAUUUUGGUGGAGAUGAAGUGGCUAGAGGUGCAUGGCAGAACUCCACAGCGUGUGCACCAUUCUUAAAGGAAGGCAUCAACUUGAAGAGAGAGUUCACCAGACGAGUCAGUGAAAUAACAAGGGAAGUUAAUCUUGGAGCCUGGGAAGAUGGCUUGAUGGAUCACGAGUCUAUCCCUUGGACUAGAUCCUUACUGCUGAAUAAAGAAGUGAUAACACAGACAUGGCAAAACGUCUGGGAGUGGGGCGCAGCCGCCCGACCCUACAACCUGGCCAACGCAGGCUACAAGGUAGUUUUAGCCCCCGUGACCAGCUUGUACUUGGACCACCCCCAAGAGCCGAGCCCCGAGGAAAGUGGCUUCUACUGGGGCACCAGGUACACGGACGCCUUCAAGACUUUCUCCUUCAUGCCUGACGACUACUACAAGAACAUCGACAUGAAGAGGUCAGGGGAGCCAAUCACCACGAAAGAAGUAUGCAAUGAUGAUAAUUCUGGUUGUCCCCCUUUGAAACGUCCAGAGAACAUUAUUGGUCUUCAAGGUCAACUCUGGUCCGAGAUUGUCCGGACACCGGAACAGUUUGACUACAUGGUGUACCCACGUCUCUUGGCACUGGCUGAGAGAGGUUGGCACAAGGCAUCAUGGGAAGGCCAUGAAAAUAUAGCCUUCAACAAGGACUUGAAAUCUGAUUGGUCCAGAUUCGCCAGGAGUUUAGGCUCGUCUGACUUGGCCAUCUUGGACAAAAUCAACAUAUCCUACAGAGUGCCUCCACCAGGGGCCAGACAAUCUGGGGAUAAAGUGCUUACCAAAGUCGAGUUCCCUGGACUUAAAGUUCAGUACAAGACAACGUCAGAGUCCACCUGGUCAGAGCUGGAUGAUUCAAAAUCGUUCAAAGAUGUCAGUGAGGUUAUUCUCAGGACGCUCUCAGCAGACGGGAAAAGGUUCAGCACUGAGGUCAAGGUCAAAAUGGUUAAGACUCCUGUGCAGGUCAACAAUAGAGCGCCAGCAGCAGUGUGUGGUAGUUGUAUGUUUUUGUUGGCGCUCUGUAUUCAUAUAUUUUGUCCAUCUUUAUUGUAAUAUGAAUGUAUAGUAGUAUGGAUUUAUAUUACACAUUUCUCUAGAUACGGGCUUUUGUUGUUAUAUAUACUAGUGGCGUAGUUUAGGAAUUUGCCAUCAUUUGGGGGCCCUUGGGGCUUGACCUGUUUAGUGACCCAUGCAUCUUGACAUUCGACAUCAUGGCAUGAGAUAAUGAUGUAAUCAUUAAUAAUUAAUGUUAAAAAAAUCGAACACUCAUUUUGGGACCCCCUCAAGUGGGGCACCGUGGGGAUUUUCAAAAUAUCCCCCCCCCAACCGUAGCUACGCCACUGAUAUAUACUGUAUGCUAAACAUCUGUAUAUGGUUUCAUCAUUGAAUGUUCUUGUGAUAAAGAAGCUACUAUAUUAGAUGUGUUUUGAGGCUCUGACCUGUAACCCUUGGCUACCAGGGGUGCAUGUUCAGAGUUCUAGUCCUUCUAAAAAUUGAAAUCGUCUCUUGAAAUAGGUUAAAGAUAAGGUGUCCAUCUAGCCAGUGUAGAGGAUACAUUUGUCAUGGAGAUAUUCGAUGCUACCCCCUCCUCUUGCUGUAAUAGUUACCUGGCAUCUAUUUGGGACAGUAGGUGUUAUAGGUCAACGUGGUAGCCACAUAACAAACAAUACCUGUUGAGUGGAGUUGCUGAGCUUUCAACUGCCCUGAAGACAUAGAUCUCAUAGCAAGAGUUUACAAUGCCUACUCUAUUAUGAAAUCCAAAAUGUUGUGUUGAAAACGAGUAUUUUAUCAUGCCUGUGUAAGAGACUCGUGAAUAUGUUUUGCUUUAUCUUGGGAAGUGCUCUACUGCUUAAAGUUUGAUCAGUUUUACUGUAUGCAACAAUCGCCUGUUUUGUUUCGCUAGGCAUGUUUUGUUGCCUGUACUUUGAACUACUGUUGUCAUAGAAACAAAAAAAAAUAAAACAUUUAGUGUAAAAUAGUAUGCUUUGUAUUUAUGCUCACUGGAU